CUUGUCUACAGGAAAUAGUUUCUCGGCAUUACAAUUUGAAUUUUACAUCGCAAGACCCAAAAUAGGAGCAAUCAUUCGAGAAACGUGUAAUGCUAUUUGGCAAUGUCUAAAAACAAUGGAAAUGCCGGAGCCUACGACAGAUAUGUGGUUGGACAUCGCUGAGGAAUUCUAUAGAAAGACAGAUUUUCCGAACUGUGUUGGUGCAAUAGAUGGCAAACAUAUUCGUUGUAUUAAUCCUCGACAAGGAGGGUCCAAUUUUUUCAAUUACAAGAAAUUCUUUUCUAUAGUGUUAAUGGCGGUAGUCGACGCUAACCUGAGGUUUAUUGCUAUUGAUGUGGGCGCCUAUGGAAGUGAAGGAGACUCUACAGUAUUUAGGGACAGUCCAUUAGGCAGAAAACUUUACUCAGGUCAAUUAAAUUUACCACCUCCUCAAUUAUUGCCAAAUACGGACGAAAAUCCUCAACCAUUCGUAAUGGUUGGGGACGAGGCCUUCAAAAUUUCCACAAAUCUUUUACGACCAUAUCCGUCCCGUGGCCUUGAUCCAUGCAAAAGGGUCUUCAAUUACCGACUUACGAGAUGUCGACGCACCGUGGAAUGUGCAUUUGGACUAUUAGCCAACAAAUGGCGAAUUUUCCAUACUCCUAUUCUCGUACAACCGGAUUUCAUUGAUGAAAUCGUCAAAGCUUGCUGCAUUUUGCAUAAUUUUGUUCGUAAAAGAGAUGGGAUUAAUUACGAAGAAAGUGACACAUGCACCUUAGUGGACUGUGAUGAAGUUGGGCAAUGUCCACGUGGACAUGGAUUACAAAUUCGUGAUUAUUUCGCGAAUUAUUUUAUGGGUCCCGGAGCCGUGCCUUUUCAGGCCCAAUAUAUGUAUUAA
This is a messenger RNA of Anastrepha ludens (Mexican fruit fly), 877 nucleotides long. RefSeq lists its product as uncharacterized. The record is from RefSeq and is a predicted model, not a curated record. The coding region runs from base 116 to 877 and encodes 253 amino acids. The transcript has a single exon. Lineage: Eukaryota; Metazoa; Arthropoda; Insecta; Diptera; Tephritidae.